Daphnia carinata is the source of this 462-nucleotide messenger RNA. Its product is annotated as mitochondrial import inner membrane translocase subunit Tim13-like. Bases 130 to 402 code for a protein of 90 amino acids. The record is from RefSeq and is a predicted model, not a curated record. The transcript is spliced from 3 exons. Lineage: Eukaryota; Metazoa; Arthropoda; Branchiopoda; Diplostraca; Daphniidae.
UACCAGUACAUCGGUACGUGCUAGCUAGCCGGUUGAACACGUUGCUCCCGAAUUCGUACAAAAUCCUAAUCAGCAAGCUCUAGCUUGUUGAAACAUAUUAAAGUCUCGCAAGACAAUUUGUCCAUCAUAAUGGAUUCCCUCCCAAGUACAGGACGCAUGACUGGAGCCCAACGAGAAGAGUUGAUUGAACAAGUGAAACAGCAGAUAGCUAUCGCCACAGCACAGGAGCUGCUAACCAAAAUUUCCGAAAAAUGUUUUAAAAAGUGCAUCAUCAAGCCCAGCUCAUCACUUGAUAGCUCAGAACAGAAAUGUAUUGCCAUGUGCAUGGACCGUUACAUGGAUUCAUGGAACCUGGUGUCUAAAACUUACAGCAGUCGUCUUCAAAAGGAGAGUAUGAGAUAAAAAUAGUAGCUAUGUAUGAUGCGCCAAUUGUAGAAUUUCAUUACAUAAAUCAACAACUGA